AUGGACCGGAGACACCGUCCGCACAAAAGAGCGCAACGGAAAAGGCUGCAGAACAACUACACUGAGCAGAUUAGGGAAGAAAUGAACCAACAGCUGGAGAGACGGUUCCAAAAUCAGCCGACGUCGUCCGCGAGGCCUUCGUUCUCCAUCGAAGCGAUUCCGUUGCCGUCGGAGUCGGUGCCACUCGGACAUCCGCCGAUGAUAUCUGCGGAAGACUACGUGGAGGAGGAUUUCCUGAGGGAUCCAAAAGUGACGUCGACGCAUUCUGCAGAGAUGAUACUCUCGGACAGAACUGUACGGAAGGCAGAAGACGCCGAAAGGGAUCUGCUGGUGAGCCGUCCGAAAAAUGCAUUAUUUCAUGCAUUCCUCUCCAUUUCAGAGCCGUUCUCGUACCACAGUCGCGACGAUCUUCAACGAGUUUUGCACUCGGAUUCUCGAGGUUUCACGGGAAAAACGAAGUAAUCAGGUCGAAGUUCCGCGCAUCGAACACGCCUCUUUUCCAUUGCACAGCUGCGACGACGAGGGGAGAAGGAGGAAAAAAGAAGAAGAAAAGCCCAACAACGAUCCACCCUCAGACUCCUCUUCUUCUUCUUCUUCUUCAGAAUCCGAUUCUGAUUCUGACGCAGAUUCCACCUCGGACUCCUCCGCAUUCGAGCAUCAGGAAGAACCCGGAAAAGGAGAAGGGGAGGAGAAGCGACGAAUAAACCAAGAGAGAAAAAUGUGAGUGAUCGAAAGAGAAAGUAAAGAUAGAUGGGAGGAUUUCAGGAAGAGCAAACAAGAGAAGUUGGCGGAGAAGGAGCGGCAGGUGAAUUUGCUAAAAAUGGAAAUCGAUCGGAAAAGAGCGCAUCCGAACGGACUGCACACGGACGUUCCGUUCAACGAACAGGGACUGGGAAACGAUGGUCCCGAGUGCAGAUGCCCGCCGUCCAUCCGAGGCAAAGCACUGCGGCACGGAUACUAUCCGGGCGAGGACCGGCCGAUCAGCUGCCACCAAUCGUUCGUUUCCUCUUCCAUUCUCCCGCUCCCAUCAACAGUCUUUCAGUGGCUCCGAUUCGCACUUCUUCUACACUCUGCACGUGAAUCCGGUGCCGAACACAAAUCAAACAUUCAAAACGGCGAUGAUCGCAGGCGGCGACGAAUUCGAAUUCGAAGGAUUCUCACUGAUAACGCACGAAGCGCUUCCCGAUUGUAUGACACAGAAGCCGAUAUGCAAGUACGGAUUGGAGUACGGUUUCCGUCUGAUUCAGGAGAAAGUUCCGGAAGAGUGCUUCGAUGCUCGCGAUUGUGAUAUCAUGUACGAAUACAUUUUCCACGAAAUAUUUGAGAUGCUCGACUUUGAUCUCCGUCCGAAGCACGUGCCGAAAGAGGUCGCCACGUCACCAGUCAUCCACGUGAUGCCUCGCUUUGUGAACUUGAAAAACGGCGUUGUGAAUCUGUGGAGCACGAAGGCCUUGCUUGCGUACUUCCUCAUCAAAGGCGAAACGGAAAUGCUCACCGAACAGGACAUUGAACGUCUUCUGCAGCUGGAGGAGGGCAACUUCCAUCAGCAGACGAACCGGAUCAAGCAGGCGAUCGUUCUGAAUGCGACCCGGAAACCGUCUGCGAUCAGAGCCGAUUGGUUCGAGCGAGAUGUGAACGAGCGGCAGGUGUUCUUCAUACACAAUUCGAUCCGAUUCCAAACGUACACAACUGCUUCGCUGCCCCGAAUAAGUCAUCUCGAACGGAGACUCGCCCGGAUGCGGAAUCAAUUUCAAAACACCGGACUCGCUCAUAGGGAUCAUGAAAAGGUGAAAAAGGAGUUGGAAGGACUGAGAGAAGAGAACAGAGCCGCCCGGACUCUCCGUCUUUGCCAGCCGGUGGAAGGAUUCGUGGACACUGGUCUCCGUCCCGAUGUUGUCGCUCACAUAUCGAUGGUCAUUCUGGCAUGCCACCACAUUCGAUACAAUCUUGGGCUGAACGUAUUCGAACAGACGAUCGGCUACCGGUUCAACGAUCGGAAGGUGAUCGAAUUGGCGUUCAUGCACUCCUCCUUCAAAACCAACUACGGAACGCCCACAGAUCACAUCAGAAACCUAAUCAGCAAUUGCGGGUAUCGGAGAAAGUAUGGAAGCGAGGAAAGGCGGGACAAGAAGAAGGCGGCCGGAAUGCACAGUCUCUACAAUAUCAUGAGCGGUCAAGUCGGAACGGAUCCGAUCCUCCACAACGAACGGCUCGAGUACCUCGGGGAUGCCGUCGUCGAGAUGAUCGUCUCGCACCACUUGUUCUUCAUGUUCCCUCACCACCACGAAGGAGGUCUCGCCACCUACCGAACCGCCCUUGUUCAAAACAGAAAUUUGGCGAAUUUGGCGAUGAAGUGCCGCAUUGACGAGUUGCUUCAGUACGCGCACGGAUCGGAUCUCUGCAAUGAGGGCGACUGGAAGCACGCGCUCGCGAACGCAUUCGAAGCACUCAUGGCCGCGGUCUAUUUGGACGGAGGAAUCGCCGAAUGCGAUCGGAUAUUCUCGCAGGCGAUGUACGGAGACGAACCGGAGUUGAAGAGGGUGUGGGAUCACAUAAACGAGCACGAACUGAAGAGAGAGGACCCGCUCGGCGACCGCGAACUCUCCUACCAAACGACGAUGCUCGUGCCGUUUCACAAGUUGGAGCAGCAGAUGGGCGUUCAAUUCAACAACAUUCGACUUUUGGCGAAGGCGUUCACUCGCCGAAACAUUCCGUUCAACGAGAUCACGAAAGGACACAAUCAACGGCUCGAAUGGCUGGGCGACUCGGUCCUUCAGCUGGUCGUCUCCGACUUUCUCUUUCGCAGAUAUCCGUUCCAUCACGAGGGACACAUGUCCCUGCUUCGCACCAGUUUGGUCAGCAAUCAGACGCAAGCCUACGUGUGCGACGAUCUCGGUUUCGCCGAGUUUGUGAUAAAGAUGCCGAACAACAAAUCGAUGUAUCUGAAAAUGAAGGACAAGGCGGAUCUGGUGGAGGCGUUCAUCGGAGCACUCUAUGUCGAUCAGGGCAUAGAGUCGUGCCGCUGUUUUGUGAGAAUAGCGUUCUGCCCGAGACUCAAACAUUUCAUUGCCAACGAGAAGUGGAACGACUCAAAGUCGCACUUGCAGCAGUGGUGCCUGAUGAUGCGAGACGAGAAGAAUCCGAAUCCGCAGAUGCCCGAAUACAAGACGAUCAGCAUGGAAGGACCCACCAACAACAGGGUCUACAAGGUCGCCGUCUACUUCAGGUACCAAUGGCCUAUUUUUGAGAACAACUGCUUUUGAAUCGAAUUCUUUCAGAGGGAAACGGCUCGCCUCGACGACUGCAUCGAAUUUGCACAAAGCGGAGCUCGCCGUCGCGGAGAUUGCACUGGCUAAUGUUGAAAAAACGCGACAGAGGCUGAAGGGAAAUUCCAGACAGAACGUAAGUUUUCUCGAGUUCUAGUGUCUCACACCGUUUCUCAAGUUUUCCAGAGUCGUCGUCGCAGGUCGCGGUGAUUGGGAGACCAUCUUCCAGUCCUUAUAA
Caenorhabditis sp. 36 PRJEB53466 is the source of this 3504-nucleotide messenger RNA. The record is from the annotation of a GenBank genome assembly. Lineage: Eukaryota; Metazoa; Nematoda; Chromadorea; Rhabditida; Rhabditidae.